AUGCUGGAACGGGCUGCCGGAUGCCUUGAGAACGCAGGUCGGCGUUUCUUCCGGGAUGCCAACGGGGUGCUUCGGGGUCGAAGAUCGUGGUAUUCUCAUAUAAGGCAAAAAAAUGGAACGAAUGCGGACGGUGCCCCUCGGCCACAUUUACACACUUCGACAUCAGACCACCGAGCUUCGAAUACCGACGAUGCCACUCCGAAAGCAAGCAAACUUACGGCCAACAUGCGGGCUCCGGUCCUCGAUUUCCUCUAUCCCCCACGUACCCAGGAGUUCGCCGCCCUGUGUUUGUUACGUCCAUCUCGGAGACUUGUCCUGCGACGCAAGAAGAAGCAGAUCUCCGCUCUUUCCAGGAGUUAUACAUCUGAAGCCGCAGAUCUAUAUCACCCCGCGAAUCUAGACAAGACAGCGAUAGAAAUAAUUGGUGGGAGAGCGGACGAAGCCGAUCGUAAACGGGCAAAGCAAGACCUUCGAUCACUGCUCGACGACCCUGAAGGAGGACAGUAUGACAAGGCUUGGGGCCUCUACGCGAGAGCUGGUCAUCCUCCGGAGGUGAAUACGACUCUCCUGGCGCGCUUGAGCACCUCGUCAAGCCCCAAUGAUAAUAGGCGGGCUCAAAGGUUGUUUGAAAGCAUCGCUGCGGAUACUCGAUCCGCUGAAGACUAUCUGCACAUGGCAAGAUCAUUCGUGGCUGUUGGGCAGCCCGCUGAAAUCAACAAGGUGUGCGGGGAUGCCAAAAGCCGGGGCCUUGAUAUUCCUUGCUGGGCUUUUACCUUUGCACAUUUUGUCAACGAAGCACAAUGGAACUCUGCCGAAGAGGCUUGGGAUUCGCGACCACCAUCUUCGGAGAAGGAGCUAUUCGACGCUCUCACCUCUCAAUUGGACGAGACUAGCCUGCCCAAUACUUUACUUGCAUUCGCCGGAAAUUUAGAGAGACGGGAGCCUUCUCGGUCUUCGCACGGCCUCGCUCGAUUCUUACUCGACUGCGCUUUCUCCAAUUUACGAGUAGCAGAAAGUAUGUCGACAGACCACCUCCUUCUCCUCUUGAGGGAGUACAAUUCCUUGGGUAUCAUCACAGUGAAACAGUAUUUCACACUCAUCCGGACCCUUCAGUCAUCAGAUAUUCGAUCCACCUUCAUCAAGUCUAUUGUGGUGUAUCGCAACUUCCGCUGGCAGAUGGAACACGAAGUGCCCUCAACACACAUUCUAGGCGGCUUUUUGCGAUCCCUGACUCAUUUUGAGAUUACAACUGGGAUCCAGUAUUUUCUAGAUGAAUACACCCGUUUUUAUGGCAAGCCAUCCAUCGAUGCAUACAAAAACGCGCUGAUUGUGUUCUCAAGAGCCGGAGAUGUGGAAAAUAUCAGCAGUGUGUUUGAUAAAUUUCUACAGGACCAUGGGAAGCCCUUGAGUCGAAGACUCUUGACUCCUCUUCUCUAUGUUCACGCUAGGGUCGGUGACGUGCGAGAGACCCUGCGCCAGUUUGAGAGAAUUUCGAAGGAAUUUGGUCUCAAGCAGAAUACUGUGUGCUGGAAUAUUCUUCUCACUGCGUAUGCCAAUGCGGAUGACUUUGAAGGCGCAUUCGCGACUUUUAAGAGGAUGCUGAAACAGGACGUGGAGCCGAACUCACAUACGUUUGGAACGUUGAUGGGUCUCUGUGCCAACCGGGGAGAUAUCGACGCCGUUCGCCAUCUGCUUUCCCUCGCGAAGAAGCGCUCUGUGCAGAUCACCGCGCCCUUGCUUGACACGAUUGUUGAAGCUUAUUGUAACAACCAAGAGUUAGAAAUGGCCGAGAGUGUUGCCGAGAGCUGUCUUGGUCUGGAUGUCAAAGGAUCGCGGGUCAGAAUGUGGAAUCUUCUUCUGUGGAACUACGCCUUUAGAAUGGAUUUGGAUUCCAUUUCCAGAAUACGUUCUCGCAUGGACCACGCUGGACUACAACCCGAUGGCAUGACAUACGCGGCUCUCAUGCUCAGCUUGGUUCUUAUAGGGCAGACGGAUUCCGCGCGUCGCAUUCUCAGAACCCUCCAUCGGAGUCACCGGAUGUACGCAACAGAGUUCCAUUAUGCCAUCAUCCUGUAUGGCUAUGUGAAAGAUCGGAACCGAGACAUGGUCCACAUCAUUUUCCGCGAGAUCAAGGAACGUUUCAACCGACCUGGUUUCAGCUCGAGACUCCUUGUCCUCAAAAGCCAGUUGCAGCGUGACCUGGAGCUCAUCAAGGCCGGCGGCAGGGCAGUUAGUGGUGCGCAUGUACGGCUUGAGAAUGCAGAGAAGUUCCUCGCAGAGACUAUUGCCGAUUUUGACAGGACUCAAAUGGCGUCGAAGCAACCAUCACCUGGCGCAGGAAGACAACCCCCUACCCGAGCUUUUCCCGCUAUGUACUACGAGUCUAUGAUCACGGCGUACGGUACUAGGGGUGCUUCUGAGAAAGUCCGAGAGCUGUUCGAUCAAUUUCUUGACGGCCGACAACCCUCCGCCUCUGGAGAACAUAUCUAUGAUGUGGCGCCACUACGCCUCGUUUCGGCACUGAUGCUCAAUUACCUGAAGUCGGAGCAGUAUAAAAAGGUGGAAGAGUGUUGGAAAAUCACAUUUCCUCGUGCCAUUAAGAUGGCCACCGCGCCCGAUCUCGACAGAUGGCUCUCCGAUCAAUUACGACCUACGGAGACUCCAGAGCCACCUCGCCCUAUAUUGCCAAAAUCUGCCAAAGGCCGUAGGGAGCUGCUAGUCAGCUCCACAACCUCGGAGUGCACUGCAUUGAAUCGACCCUCUAUCUUGCCAGCAUGCCGAUUCCUGCUAUCGCGCCCCCUCUCCCUGUACAUGCGGUCACUAGCCUACCGCAAUGAGUCUUGGAAGAUACCCCAUCUAGUAGCAGAAGUACAGAAAGCGGGAUUCAGCCUGACCACGUUCAAUUGGUCCACUUUUGUGCAGAUGUUGGCCUCUUCCGACAAGGCUUCCGACCAGGUUGAGGCGUUUACUGUCUUUGAAGAUAAGUUUAUGCCCAACUUCCCAGGAUGGAAUAACAUCCGCCGGGGCUAUGGACUAAAACCUCUCGGCGUGCCUUCUACCAUCGAUGUCAUGGAGAACCCGAGGCGUGGAAAGCCCCCCAAUGUGCUUGGCAAGGAGUCUCGACGUUACUGGAGCAAAAUCCAGCCCGACUUCAUGCAGCCUACUUACAUCUCGAUGGUCUAUCUGGCGUCGGCCUUGCAUGGUUUCCGAGAGAGGAGUAUCUUCGACGGAGGGGUGGAAGUGGAAUCCCUCUACAAGACUGCACCCAAGACGAUUGCGGCCAUCGCAGAAAUGCCCUAUCUUCGUGAGAAGUUUCAGGGAGUCUUGCUCCGACGUCGUGAGGAGCAAGGUGACAGAAAAGAUGAUCUGGGAGGACGUGAUCCCUUCGUCUGGACUGGCGGCAUCCUCGGCGUGGGUGGUAAACCAAGACCCCCAACGGCGGUUGAACAGCUAGCUGUCGAAGCAAACAAGGAUGAGCAGACGCCGACCAACGACCAAUUGAAGUCAGAGCCAGCUCCUACGGGCACAAACAAGUUCGACGUUAACACAGAACCUGUACCGGAAGGCCUGGUCUCGCUUCGCGCUAAGACCAUUGACUACCAAGACGAAUUCGAUAUUGAGGCAGAGACCCUUCUGGGGGCCGAGCGAGAAUCAUUAGAAGCGAACGAAGAACUAUUGGAUAAUGAACAUCGCGUCAACAUCGAUGAGCAGAAUGAAGCGGAGAUGACCGAUGAAUAUCUUUAUGAAGACGAAGAAGUGCAGGAUGAAUUUGCAUCUUGGCAAGAACAACGAGAAGAGGAAGAACCUUCCGAACUUGAAAACGAGCACGCAGAUGAAAACCAUGACGGCAGCGUGAAGCAAGAUGCAUAG
Molecule: messenger RNA, 3870 nt
Organism: Aspergillus clavatus NRRL 1
Lineage: Eukaryota; Fungi; Ascomycota; Eurotiomycetes; Eurotiales; Aspergillaceae
Product: putative translation regulator (Cya5)
Exons: 1
Coding region: 1-3870 (1289 amino acids)
Molecular function (GO): protein binding
Source: RefSeq, a predicted model, not a curated record